Anthostomella pinea is the source of this 2199-nucleotide messenger RNA. Lineage: Eukaryota; Fungi; Ascomycota; Sordariomycetes; Xylariales; Xylariaceae. The record is from the annotation of a GenBank genome assembly.
AUGGCCGACCCGCACGACGACGCCACGGGAGCUCCGGCUGCGACAUCCCACGAGACAUCUCCCAUGACAUGCUGCUGCGGUUCCCCUGAGUGUGUGUUCCUGAGACACAACUGUUCCGUGCUCGAUAGUGUCGAGAAGGACGUCCAUCAGGCUGCGCGGAUGGGACAGCCCGCGUACUGCGCAGUCCCACGUCCCUCGGCGAUCCAACAGCAGCUGCGCAACAUCACAUUGACUCCGUCUGCUCUGCUGGCUCGACAUGAAGCCUACAUGGCCGAUGCCGAACGCGACCGCAACGAGCUGACGGCUCGCAUCGAGCACCUGGAGGUGGACAACAAGGAGCUGGAGGCCAGGAAUGCGAGGUCCAUCGAGGAGAACAGGGCCCUGCUGGACCAACUCGAGGCAAUGAACACGAGCGUCAACGAUUCCGAGGGCCGCAUCAAGUCGUUGGAGGCCACCCUACUCUCCUCACAGCAGACCAUUCGCCGGUUGGAGAGAGAGACAUUACGAGCUGAGGCGUUGGAGCGACAGCUGAUAGCCCUGGAGCAAGAACAAGCAGACCUGCAGAACACCCUGAUCAUGUCUCGCGAGGAGGCCCGGUCUGCCAUGUGGAGGUGGAAGCAGGCUGAGAGGGGUAUCAACGACUUGCAAGAACAAUUGGAGCGCAUGGAGAAUGAGGCAAGAGAGGAGAGGGAACACCACGUCGAGAUGAUGAGUCGCAUAGAGAAGCAGCGCGAGAUGGAGAAGGAGCUGAACACGGCAGCCGGACGACUGAAGGGUGCUGCUGCCGCCAAGUCGCUCAAGCAGGGGAACGGAGGAAGCAGUGUCGUUGGCCACUUUGUCCGGGAUCUGCUUCAGGAUAAUGCCAACCUUCAACAUAGCAUGGCCGAGUUGCGCGAGAUGCUCAUGAACUCCAACGACGAGAUCCAAGCUCUGCGGGAACAGCUAGCCUACCACCAACCCGUGGAAGACGGCGAAUCCAGUGCGACGCCGACGUUGAGGGCAGAGCUCGAAACGAAGGAGUCUCCCAGUGAUGAUAGGGAAACGUCACCCAAGUUCUCGCAGGAGCUCCAUAUUCACCACCACUACCACGUCUCCACGCCGAAGCAGGAGGCCAAGAAACCAAGGAAGAAGCGUUCGGGACUUACUGCUGGCAUUUUUAUUCCGCCUGCGACUUCGUUACCAUCCACUCCGCCCAACAGGCUGAUGCGGCAGCAGCAAGCACCACACUCGCGGACCGACUCUCUGCCCUCCAACCGCUGGUCUGUGUACUCGGAACAACCGUCCGAAUUCGCAACCUCUUCGGUACCGAGCUCGCCCCAGUCGAAUAACAGGCAUUCGGUAUUCGACCCCAUCCCAGAUUCGUCCCCCGGAUCACCUACGACAAGCGUUGAUCCCAUGUCGCCCACAUGGCGCGCGACGCACAGGAAACAACCAUCCAACAUGUCUUCACCGAGCGUUCAGCUACCGGCCAGCUUCUCACUCAACCCUGCCACUCCAAGACACUCUCACGCGAUCAUCGAAGAGUCCGAUGAUGGCGAAGGUCUUCCUGAGCUGGCCGAGACAACAGACGAGUCCACCGGGGAUGAUGAGGCAUCUUCGAGGGGACUUGGAACCCUACAUGACGACAUAUCCAUUACCCUCACAGAUACCGAUUCCGAUGGAACACCGCCCGUGCGGUUACGACGAGCCAUGUCCCACGAAUCCAUCAUGUCACUCUCGGGCGGUCUCGACAUUCACACGCUGAAGUCGAGGCCCAGUCAGCUCACCAUAGGCCAUCUUGGGUCGGCCACGUCCGUAACGGGCAGUAGUGCCGUCACGGCCAGGCCGAUGAUGUCGUGCGACAGUGCCAAGCGGAGCAGUGCCAUCCUCCACGACAGCUACGGGUCAUCCCCCAUAGACAGCCUGCGGUCCGUCUCCAACCCCGCCGCUCAGAACGAAUCAUCGAAACUUGGGAAAUGGGUUGGCUGGCGACCUUGGGGUGGUGGGGGCGGAACGGCCGGUGGCGGUGGGACACCUUCCAAGGCCAUCAGGGAGAAAGAGACCCAGAGGCAUAUGAGCCGUCCUCCCGGUAUCAACCAGGCGGGCGCAAUACCUGGCUUCUCGGAGUACCUUGCCGCGGCCCAGAAGAAGGGACCUCCAGUCAAGACCAGUCCUGAUGCCGUCGACCGAGAUGCGUUGAGGGAGGGUCUUGGCGAGUGA